AUGCAAUCCAAUAACAGAUGUUCUUCAUACGCCUUACAGACUACGUGUCCUAUAAAUCGGGAUGAUGGAUAUAAGAAGCCAUCAAUACGGGACAGAAGAAGUUGUUCACUGAAACCAUGGACGAUUGCCCUUAUUAUCACAGUUGCUGUGAUGGUUCUAGCAAUAAUCAUCGGGCUGCUUGUUUAUUAUUUGGCAUUUGAUCAGAAGUUUCACUAUUACCAAGCCUCCUUUCAGAUUCCCAGUAUUGAAUAUGAUCCUGAUAUUUCAGUAGAACACUCAAAAAUUAGGACAGACCUGAAACAAAAAAUCAAUAAUGAGAUAGAUAAAAUAUUUCAAAGAUCCAGUUUAAAUCAUCAUUACAUCAAGUCUCAUGUUGUCAACUUUAGGUCAAGUAAUGAAGGUUUGAAAACGGAUGUAUUGCUUAAAUUUCAGUUUGUUUCUAAUGAUGCAGACACAGUAAAAAGGCAAGCUGAUAACAUUUUGCUACAGAAGUUGAGAUUAAAUGAAAGCUUCUUGAAGACAGAUACUUCAUCACCUUAUCUUAGAGAUAUAAAUAAAGUACAUGCAGAGCAUAUCCUGAACAGCUGUUGCGGUUUAGGGAGGGAGUUCCCAUCCAUGGAAAGAAUUGCUAAUGGUAAUGUUGCAAAGAGAGCUGAUUGGCCAUGGCAAGCUAGCCUUCAGGUGGAUGGUGUCCAUUUCUGUGGAGCAUCUUUGAUCAGUGAGGAGUGGCUCCUGACUGCUGCUCAUUGCUUUGACAUUUACAAAAACCCCAAACUCUGGAUGGCUAGUUUUGGAACAACUCUAAGCCCUCCACUAAUGAGAAGAGAGGUGCAGUCAAUUAUCAUUCACGAAAACUAUGCUGCCCAUAAGCAUGACGAUGACAUCGCUGUGGUGAAGCUCUCCAUCCCCGUCACAUUUUCCGACGACGUGCACAGAGUCUGUCUCCCAGAUGCUACUUUUGAAGCCUUGCCUGGGAGUAAAGUGUUUGUUACUGGAUGGGGAGCACUGAAAGCAAAUGGUCCCUUUCCCAACACUCUGAGAGAAGCUGAAGUAGAGAUCAUAAGUAAUGAUGUAUGUAACCGCGUUAGUGUAUAUGGUGGUGCUGUGUCAUCAGGCAUGAUAUGUGCUGGAUUCUUGAGAGGAAAACUAGAUGCCUGUGAGGGUGAUUCUGGGGGACCUCUGGUUAUAGCAAAUGAUAGAAACAUCUGGUAUCUUAUUGGAAUAGUAAGCUGGGGAAUGGACUGUGGAAAAGAAAACAAGCCUGGAGUUUAUACCAAAGUGACUCGUUAUCGGGACUGGAUUAAAUCUAAAACUAACAUCUAAUGCAGCAAUCACCUCUGCAACCAAAGUGCAAACGUCAUGUGUAGUCUCUAGCAAAUUGUGUUUAGUAUGUACUGUGAUGUGUAUUGUCAUCAGGUUUCAGAUGCAAAUAACCAUGA
Messenger RNA from Camelus dromedarius (Arabian camel), 1439 nucleotides. Its product is annotated as transmembrane protease serine 11G. Gene Ontology annotation, cellular component: plasma membrane; extracellular region. The coding region runs from base 1 to 1323 and encodes 440 amino acids. The transcript has 11 exons. The record is from RefSeq and is a predicted model, not a curated record. Gene Ontology annotation, biological process: proteolysis. Lineage: Eukaryota; Metazoa; Chordata; Mammalia; Artiodactyla; Camelidae. Gene Ontology annotation, molecular function: serine-type endopeptidase activity.